AUGUCUCUGUCCGACUCCAAAAAGCGCCUGGCACUGUCGAUAAUAGACUUCUUGUCCACCUCUCUCAAAGAUGGCACUCUCACUGCAGAUGAUGCCGACAACAUUGAAAUCUCGAGUAAUUGUAUCGCCGAAGCCUUCAAAGUCGACCCCUCGGACAAAGCUGCCAUGACCGAAGCUGUCGGCUCUCAAUCUUUGCUCAAUAUUUUCUCGGUCUAUGAAAAGCUCCAGGGGAAGGCAUCCACGACCGAAACCCAAGCCCCUCCUCCACAGCCAGCGGCCCCCAAGGCCAUAAACCCGGAGGCGGAGAAGCUCAAGAGUGCAGGCAACGCAGCCAUGCAACAGAAAGACUACAAGACCGCUAUUGAGAAAUACACCCAGGCCAUCUCCUACGCUCCUACAAAUCCCAUCUACCUUUCCAACCGCGCGGCGGCGUAUUCGGCAAGUGGUGAUCACGCUUCAGCUGUCAAGGAUGCCGAACUUGCCGUCGCCGCAGACCCCAAAUAUACAAAGGCUUGGUCAAGAUUAGGUCUUGCGAGAUUCGCCAUGGGCGAUGCCAAAGGAAGCGUGGAGGCUUACCAACAAGGCAUCGACUUUGAAGGAAAUGGAGGCAGUGAAGCCAUGAGGAAAGGUCUGGAGACUGCCAAGAAGGAAUUGGCUCGGAUGGAGGCAGAGGAACUGAAGAUACCCGAAGAUGAAGUGGAUGAUGCCGCGGGCGAGACGCGCGGCGGUGGUAUGGCGGAUCUUGCCAGUCUGGCAGGAAUGUUCGGCGGUGGUCGUGGCGGAGGCGGCAUGCCCGACCUGUCCAGCUUCAUGAACAAUCCCAUGUUUGCGUCCAUUGCACAAAACAUCAUGCGCAACCCGGAAGCCCUUAGCGGACUGAUGAGCAAUCCAACCCUCCAGAACAUGGUGAACAACCGCCGAGAAGGCGGAGGUGGUAUGCCUGACAUGAGUCAAAUACAACAAAUGAUGCAGGACCCUGCCCUCGCGAAUCUGUGA
Molecule: messenger RNA, 996 nt
Organism: Cladophialophora psammophila CBS 110553
Lineage: Eukaryota; Fungi; Ascomycota; Eurotiomycetes; Chaetothyriales; Herpotrichiellaceae
Product: protein phosphatase
Exons: 2
Coding region: 1-996 (331 amino acids)
Biological process (GO): post-translational protein targeting to endoplasmic reticulum membrane
Cellular component (GO): TRC complex; membrane
Molecular function (GO): protein binding; molecular adaptor activity
Source: RefSeq, a predicted model, not a curated record